AUGCUGAGCCUCUACAAACUCUCAAUCUCGGGAAUACGAUCCUUUUCUCCGAAAGACAACGAAAUCAUCCAGUUUGGCGCGCCGCUCACGCUUAUAUGUGGUCAAAACGGCUGUGGAAAAACCACCGUGAUCGAAUGUCUAAAAUACGCUACUACAGGCGAUUUGCCACCCAAUUCGAAAGGGGGCGCUUUCGUGAACGACCCUGCUGUUGCAGACAGGCUGAUGGUGAAUGCGGAAAUCAAAUUGGGUUUCAUUUCCGUCGAUAAUAAGCUGAUGACGGUGACUCGAAGUAUGCAGUUGACCAGGAAACGGACUGGUCGUCUGACAACCUCAACAAACACAUUCAAAACACUUGAAGGCCAAUUGGCUGUUCACGCUAAGGGCCGCAAAACGUCGAUAUCCACGAAAAACGCAGAAUUGGACACAAGAGUUCCUCAGUACUUGGGUGCAUCCAAGGCUGUGCUAGAAUACGUGAUCUUUUGCCACCAGGAGGACAGCUUGUGGCCAUUGAGUGAAGCUAGUGUGUUGAAGAAGCGGUUUGACGAGAUUUUCGAGGCGUCCAAGUUCACAAAGGUCUUGGACAACUUGAAGGUGAUCACCAAGGAUAUGGCUACCGAUAUCAAGUUACUAGAACAGAGCGUGCUGCACGCCAAUUUGGAUAAAAAGAGGGCAGGAAAGAUCAGGGACAAAGUCCUGGAAAGCAGAGCCAAGGUGGAGCAGUAUAAUGCUGAGAUUGCCGAGCUCAAUAUGGAAAUCGAGGCCUUGGAGAAGCAGGCAGACGACCUUUUUCACUCCAAUCAGCUGUUUCAGAAGACCCUCUCGGAGCAUGAAAGGCUCAAGAUAAUGUACGAAACCACGGAAAACAACCAUCGCCGUUUGGGCCUGUCGAUUGAGGUUUUACGAGAGAGUGAUGAAGAAUUGAGGCACCAAUUGUCCAAUUUUGCCCUGAUACAGCAGCAGAAGUCUGAGAACGUGGAAGAAAAAGAGCUUUUGAUGGUGGAUCUCGAUGCUCAGCAGCUGGCGUUGCAAGAAAGCUUCUCAAAAUUGACCAGAGACGAAGGUAUUUUGUUCAGCAAAAAAGAGGCCUACGAGGAGCGCAAAAAGAGGUUUCUAGAGAGUCUGCAGCAGCUCAGGGAGAAGUACGGGCUAGGCGAUGCCCUAGUAGAAGAUCUAAUGGCGCUUGUCUCUCAAACAGAGAAUCAGUACAACAAGUUGGUCAAUACCAAUAAGCAGCAGAUUGAAGAUGCAACGUCAAAGGUCAAGGAAGCAGAAAAAGUGCUUUCCCGUGAAGAACAGCAUAAAAACUACAACGCGGAAGAAAUCAAAAACACAAAAGCCAAGCUCAAGGAGUAUCAUGCCAAGGUAAGCUCUUCUGCUGCUAGUGAGGAUAACCUUACCAUUGAAAGCGCUGAGCUUGAAUCGCUUCAAAAAAAGUUGGCCAAGAAGAAGGAAGGCGAUAAUACAAAGGCACUUUCAAAGAGCAUACAACAGGAUACUGAAAAGCUCCAUGUCUUGGAGAACGACCUUGAUGAUCUUAUGAGGAGGAUUACCACUGCUAACAAGCAAGCAGAUCUCUUCAGCAAGCUAGAUUUGCUCAAGGAUGCAGUAUCCGUCAAGAACGACGUGCUCCAAAAGAAUCUUUCACUGAACCAAGACAGCUUUGAGAAGAUUACUGGCAAAAAGUUGGCUGAUUCUGGAGAAGCCGCUCUUGACGAUAUUUUGGUGAAUCUUAACACUAAGGAGAAGGACCAGAUGGAUUCAAGCAAAGCUUUGGUGUCGAAGCUAGACAAGCUCAAGGCUAAUAACGAAUCUGACAGUGUCGCUUUAAAGAAAAUUGAGGAUAAUCUCUCCUCUCAUACGGCCAAUAUUCUCAAGGUGAUCGAGAAAAAUGAGAUUGACCAAUUUGAAGAAUUGGUUCAAGAAGCCGAGGAGGACUAUAAUACUGCCACCUACAAUUUGAACACCUUUGAUGUCACUAAGAGCUUCAAAGUGAAAGCCAUUGAAAUUGCUAAACAGUCCAAGUGCUGCACGCUUUGCAACAGAGGGUUCUCAAACUCUGAACUUGAUACUUUUAUUCUGGAGGUGCAGCAAAACCUUAAUAAUGUGACUGCUAAGAAGCUACAAGAGGAUGUGGAUUCCACCAAGAAGGAUGUGGAUCAGAUGAAGGCGAUCAACUAUGAUGUUUUGCAAUAUCGCUCUUUGACCAAAGAGGUGUCCAAUUACAAGCUGCUUAUCCAGAAGAGAGUCGAGGAAAUACAACAGCUUCAGAAGGAGUACGAUAUUUUGGAGAACAGCCUUGAAGAAACCAAGACCUCUUUGAACGAAGCAAACAGGCUUAAACAACCGCUCAGCAACAUCACGAGAUUGAAAGACGAGAUCAACCAUUCGAAGAAACAGAUCGAGGACGUUCAGCUGGAGCUUGAUGCAAGUGGCGCUUCUUCGAUGUCCAUGAAUGAACUUCAGAAGUUGCAGCAGGAGAAGAACUUCGAACUCAAGAGAUUGCGCCAGAGCAUUGCUGAUGCAACAGAUGAAAGAGACUCGCUCCAGAAAGAGCUUUCUAGAAUUGAAGGGCAAAUCAAGGACAAGGAGCUUCUGAUCAGUAACUUGAAGAAUUCCAUGAAAGAGCUUGUCACUUUGCGGAGUACCAUUGACGAGACCGAAAAGCAUCUUGUUUCUUUGCAAGAGAAGGAGAAGUCGAUCGAGGGAAAUGUCAAAGAGUACGAGCUGAAGUUGGCGGAAGUCUCCAAAUCAUUUGAAACCUUAAAGGACCAGCUUUCGACGGAGGAAUCGGCUUUGCAUGAAAAGCUUAAAAAAUGCCAACAGGAUGAAGCAGAGUUGCGUGACCUUUCACAACAUAUCGCUGCUUUCGAGGAGCAGGAUCUCCAUAGAGUUGAAGAGAACCAACAUCAAAUCAGCGAAGCAAGAGCCAAGAUUCAGGACAUCACCAACUCCAGAAAAGCUUUGGAUAAGGAGAUGACGGCCUUGAAAGGUGCUCUCAAUGACGCUGCAAAAACGAAACGUAACAUCGAAGACAACAUCGAGUACAGAAACACAGAACAAGAGCUUGACUCCAUCAGAGCCCAGAUCGAACAACUCGAUGUUUCCAAUGCCGAAGUCGAAAAGGAGACCUACCAAGCUGCGUCUAAGAAACUCCGUGAUCAGAUCAACGAUCUCAACAGCCAGCAUUUUGGAAAAGCCGGUGAAGUGAAGCAGAUCAAUGACCAGAUUCAGCAGCUUCAACAGGAACUCAAUCUGGAGUUCAAGGACGUGGAGAAGAUGUACCACAAGGAAUGGAUCAAGCUACAGACCAACAUGCUUGUUUCCAAGGAUCUCCAGACAUACUCUCUGGCUCUCGACAACGCCAUCAUGAAGUACCACAGCAUGAAGAUGGACCAGAUCAACAAGAUUUUGAGAGAACUCUGGAACCAGACUUACAAGGGUACUGAUAUUGACAGAAUUGAGAUCAAGUGUGAUGUAAAUACACUGGGAAGAGGCCGUUCAUACAACUACCGUGUGGUGAUGUAUAAGAAGAGCUCUGAGUUGGAUAUGAGAGGAAGGUGUUCUGCUGGUCAGAAGGUUUUGACUAGUAUCUUGAUUCGUUUGGCUUUGGCGGAAUGUUUUGGAACAAACUGUGGUAUGAUUGCCUUGGAUGAGCCUACGACGAAUUUGGAUACAGAGAAUGCCGAAUCGCUAGCCACGGCGUUGAAUUCGAUCAUUGAUGCCCGGAAAAACCAGAAAAACUUCCAGCUCAUUGUGAUCACCCACGACGAGAAGUUUUUGAGCCACAUCAACGGCGAAAGCUACAUCGACAACUUCUACCGAAUCGAGCGUGACGAAAACCAGUAUUCUGUGAUAAAGAGCUUGCCCAUACAUCUCAUGCAAGAUGAAUAA
Messenger RNA from Candidozyma duobushaemuli, 3891 nucleotides. RefSeq names its product MRX complex DNA-binding subunit (gene RAD50). Lineage: Eukaryota; Fungi; Ascomycota; Pichiomycetes; Serinales; Metschnikowiaceae. The record is from RefSeq and is a predicted model, not a curated record. Gene Ontology annotation, molecular function: single-stranded telomeric DNA binding; double-stranded telomeric DNA binding; G-quadruplex DNA binding. The transcript has a single exon. Gene Ontology annotation, biological process: telomere maintenance via recombination; double-strand break repair; chromosome organization involved in meiotic cell cycle. The coding region runs from base 1 to 3891 and encodes 1296 amino acids. Gene Ontology annotation, cellular component: Mre11 complex; nucleus; condensed nuclear chromosome.